ACCCCAGCCAAAUUCACCACACACACCCCACCAUCUCUCUCUCUCUCUCACACACACACACACGCAUAGACACAAAUCUUUUGAUAUCCUCAAGUGAGUGGAAAAUGAAGGCAUCAUACAUUGCAGUAGUGUGCACUCUGCUGGUGCUGCUCCUAGCCAAAACACAAGUAAUAAUGGCAGUAACAUGCAAUCCAACACAGCUGAGCCCUUGUGUGAGUGCAAUCACAUCUGCAAGUCCACCAUCUACACUGUGCUGCAGUAAGAUCAAGGAACAGAAACCCUGCCUCUGCCAGUACCUCAAGAACCCCAACCUCAAAAAAUUUGUCAACUCCCCCAAUGCCAGGAAAGUUGCAAACACUUGUGGAACUCCCUUUCCCAAGUGCUAGAUGACUAAAACAUUCAUGGUGGGACUAUUUCUCUAUCCUAUAUGCAUCAUGCUGCUUUGAUGCAUAAUUGUCAAGGGUGGAGAUUAGAGAGUUUAUUUAUGUUAAAGUUGGUGUGGUCUAUCGUAUAUCGUAAUAUGUUGUUAGUAGCACUAGUUGUGAUGGAAAUAAUGUUGGGGUCGUGUGCACAUGUUCCCACAUUUAGUCUGUUGAGUGGUUUGUCAUAUACUAGUUGUUGCAAGGCCACUAAUGCAUUAUCAAAAUCAAUGUUGAACUUGAGCUUUUA
Quercus robur (English oak) is the source of this 669-nucleotide messenger RNA. RefSeq names its product non-specific lipid-transfer protein 2-like. NCBI's taxonomy places the organism in Eukaryota, Viridiplantae, Streptophyta, Magnoliopsida, Fagales, Fagaceae. Gene Ontology annotation, biological process: lipid transport. The transcript has a single exon. Bases 105 to 386 code for a protein of 93 amino acids. The record is from RefSeq and is a predicted model, not a curated record.